Messenger RNA from Colletotrichum orchidophilum, 1053 nucleotides. Its product is annotated as family 61 endoglucanase. The record is from RefSeq and is a predicted model, not a curated record. Lineage: Eukaryota; Fungi; Ascomycota; Sordariomycetes; Glomerellales; Glomerellaceae. The transcript is spliced from 6 exons. Bases 1 to 1053 code for a protein of 350 amino acids.
AUGAAAUUUACUUCCAUCACUCUCGUUACCGCGCUGGCCGCGACAGCUUCAGCCCAUGGCUUCGUGCAACAGAUCCUACUCGGCGAGAAUCUCGUAGACACAUGGAACCCCUACAAAGAUCCAUCGAAGAAGGUCAACAAAAUCACCCGCAAGUUCAAAGACAAUGGCCCAGUGACCGACGGCCUGUUCACGACCGAUGCCAUUACCUGCAACAUCGGGUCAGACAAGAAUAAUAUCCCCGCCACGGAGACUGCCAGUGUUCCUGCCGGUAGCAAUGUCAAGUUCAUGUGGACUGAGUGGAAGAGCGACCAUCCCGGCCCAAUCAUGACUUAUCUUGCCGACUGCGGUGGCAAGUGCAGCGAGUUCGACGGAAGCAAGGGCAACGUCUGGGUCAAGAUUGACCAGUCUGGCUAUGACCCGAAGGAGGCUAUCCCAUGGGCCAGCAAGCGUCUCCCUGAAAACAAUAGCACCUACACCGUGAAGCUACCCUCCAAGAUUACACCGGGUGAAUACAUCCUAAGACACGAGAUUCUCGGCCUGCAGCGAACCAACAAGGAUGGCAACCUCGCCCAGUUCUACCCUGGUUGUCAUCAGAUAACUGUGACUGGAUCCGGAACCACCAAGCUCCCCGAGGGAAUCGCACUUCCGGGAGCGUACAAGGCGGAUGACACCAAAUCAAUCCUGCUCGACUACCGCAAAGUCACAAAAUACACACCUCCCGGCGGCCCGGUCUGGAGUGAUGCCGGGUACCUUUCUAUCAGCAAUUUGAGAGGGGAGCUCCAAAACGCCGACGGUACUUCCGAGAAUGAAGAGGAAGGGGGCACAUUGAUAUUGGAAGGCAAAGAGCUUGAGAUCUGGCUCUUCCAACAAAUCGAGAAGUUUGAUAUCGCCUUAGCGUCCGCCGAGGCAGACUUCUUCGCCUCCGGCGUUGACAGCCUCCACUGCAUCCAGACGUGGAGUCUCAUCAAGAGGGAUGUCGACUUGGGCGGUCAUCGAAGCCAGCUGGGCCCGAAUAUUCUCUACGAAUCCGGAAAUAUGAGAGAGCUCUCUUGA